AUGGAGAACGUCUCCGACAAACAGACUCAAAGAUUCGAGGUUAUUAUCGUGGGUUGCUCCGUUGCUGGUUUAACACUGGCCAAUGCUCUGUCUAAACGUAAGAUUAACUACGUCGUUCUCGAAUCCCGAAAACACCUGCCAUCGCCUCUGACCGGGAAUGCACUCACAUUACUCCCUAAUGGGAUGCGUAUACUGAGUCAACUUGGGGUGCUGGAUGAUAUUAAAGUUACUUCGCAGUCCAUCAGUAGCCACUCAACCUGGCUUGCCAACGGGUAUCUACUCAAAACGAUUAAUAUGAUGCAGCUUCCAUCUACGAGGCAUGGUUACGACUCGGUUGUGAUUGCCCGUUGGGAUUUAUUACAAAUCUUGUACAAUCGUUUAGUCGGGGACAGGAGUCGCAUCGCGUUUGAUAAGCGCGCAGUUCAAUUCGACCAAAGCUCGUCGGAAGUCAAGGUGAAAUGCGCCGAUGGAUCAUCAUUUGCUGGGGACGUAGUUGUCGGCGCUGAUGGAAUCCAUAGUGUCACACGGAGGGAAGCCCUUUGGCAUCAAGAUCUUGCUAAGACCCUUGGUAGAAUUCAAAAUAGGCCACUAGAGUUGACAUCCGAGUAUUCCGGCAUUUACGGCAUCUCAAACCCUAUACCUGAGUUACACCCAGGGCAAGCACAUCGAACUUAUGGGAACGGCUUCUCCUUUAUAGUAAACGUUGGCAAACACGGUCGUAUAUAUUGGCUUCUGUCAAUCAAAUCUAGAGAAACACGUCAGUACCCCCGGCUUCCACGCUAUGCGCAAGACCAGGCAUCAAUCGACGAACACGUACGACCAUUCUUGGAUGCCCAUAUUUCUAGCACUAUCCUCUUUAAGGAUCUUUAUAACAACUCCAAAACAUGUCUUCACGUUGGGCUCGAGGAACUGCUCUGUGAGAACUGGGUUUCAGGCAAUAUUGUGUGUAUUGGUGAUUCCGUACACAAAAUGACCCCGAAUUUGGCUCAAGGAGCUAACUGUGCUAUCGAGAGUGCCGCGUCUCUAGCUAAUCGCCUUGUCUGUAUCCUAGACAAACGCCAGGGCCGUGUCUGCUCUGACCACUGCGGGCGUGAGGCGAUAUUACAAUCCUGGGAAGCCUCACGAAAACACAGGAUGAGAUUCUUCUACACAUGCUCUUGGAUACUGGCUCGAUGUGAGAGUUUUUGUGGGGCAUUUUUCAAGGGUCUAGGAUUAUACAUCGGUUCAUAUCAUGGUGAGCAAGUUAUUAGCUACAUAUCAGAUAUUGAUGGCCAAACAGAAUACUUGGAUUUCUUGCCAGAGCCUUUGCGCGCAUCCAAAACGGUGUUGGAAAUGGAGCAUGGGACCCUCUUCCAUCUAAAUUAUCUAUUUGUAAAGAUGGCAUUUGCACUACUAGACAGUUCACUUAGGCUCUGGCAGUUUUGUUUCUCAUAA
Molecule: messenger RNA, 1434 nt
Organism: Aspergillus oryzae RIB40
Lineage: Eukaryota; Fungi; Ascomycota; Eurotiomycetes; Eurotiales; Aspergillaceae
Product: FAD-dependent oxidoreductase
Exons: 4
Coding region: 1-1434 (477 amino acids)
Molecular function (GO): FAD binding
Source: RefSeq, a predicted model, not a curated record